AAACUUUUUUACAAAUGUCAAAGCAAACGUGAGAUUUAGGUUAAGUUUUUGCGUAUUAUUGUAAGAAAAUGGAUAUAGUAAAUGAAAUUUUAGAAAGAGAGCAAAAGAAAGCCGAGAAAUAUAAACCAAUAACCGUUGAGAAACAUUUAGAUGUCGAGUUCGAUGUUGGAACACUUCUUGCUUCGGACACAAAUGACUUGGAUUUAAAAGUUUUACAACGUGACAAUGAAAGAGACAAGUAUUUGGAGGCAUUAACCAGAGAUAAUACACAAUUAUUAUUAAAUAAAGUAUGGGAACUACCUACUGAGAGAAUAGAUGAGGCGAUAGUUGUAAGACUGCCAGUGCCUAAAACUUUACUGCCUCGGUCUAAGCCGGUGCCUAAGCCUAAACCUCUGACUAAAUGGCAAGAGUUUGCUAAAGCAAAGGGUAUUACAAAGAAAAAGAAGGACAAAGCACAGUGGGAUGAACAGUUACAAAAAUGGGUACCAUUAUUUGGAUUUAAGAAAGCCGCAGCUGAAAAAGAGAAGAAUUGGCUCAUAGAAGUACCACAGAAUGCUGAUCCAAUGACAGACAUGUAUGAAAAGAAAGCUAGUGAAAAGUCAGAAAAGGUGGCCAAGAAUGAACUGCAAAGACUUAAGAACAUUGCCAGAGCUAGGAAAGUAAAAAUUCCUAGAGUUGGAAUACCUGUGACAUCUGAUAAAGCUAGUGCAACACAGCUUGCAACAGCAGCAGUUGUAGCGAAGGCAUCAACAGCAUCUCUUGGUAAAUUCCAAGACAAACUACCGAAAGAAAAGGAGGCGCGCGGAAAAGGUAUUCAUGAGUUAAUACCUGGCAAAGAGAGGAAACGUAAAGCACCAAUACCAACACCUCAACAAGAGAAACAAAAUAAUUUGAAUCUUAUUGACAAAAUAUUGAAUAAGAGACCCAAAAUUGAUAUGGAGAAGGCUGUCGCCAAACACAUACACACUGAACAAAUACAGAGGUCGGAAGAAAAGAAAACAGCUAAACCGAGUAAAGGAAAACGCAAAACCAAGGGAGUCAAUGCUACGAAUUUCACAGCCAAGAAACCUAAAGCUGGCAAAGGACAAAGAAAUCCUAACAAAAAAGCCACUGGAAGAAAGAGGAGAUAAAAUUGUUCUUACAUAAUUUGUUUGGUAAUA
Molecule: messenger RNA, 1160 nt
Organism: Papilio machaon (common yellow swallowtail)
Lineage: Eukaryota; Metazoa; Arthropoda; Insecta; Lepidoptera; Papilionidae
Product: ribosome biogenesis regulatory protein homolog
Exons: 5
Coding region: 69-1130 (353 amino acids)
Biological process (GO): ribosome biogenesis; ribosomal large subunit export from nucleus; ribosomal large subunit biogenesis
Cellular component (GO): nucleus; preribosome, large subunit precursor; nucleolus
Molecular function (GO): protein binding
Source: RefSeq, a predicted model, not a curated record